AUGCUGGCCACGACACUUUUCACAGUAAUCAUUGCUACUUUUGGCCCAAUAACGUGCGAUGAAGUACCUCCUUUUUGGGGAUGUCCCGACAAACCGUUCGACGAUCCGGGAUAUUCGCUGGGCUGCACUUACCCCUGUAAAAAUGGAAACCCACAAGACCCCAACACGUAUUGGGGUCGUUACAUGGAUGGUACCGUGUGUGUGGUUCUUGAAGGAGGUGACUCUGACAAGCUCGAUCACAUUGGGACUUGCGACAAGGGAAUAUGCGUUGAAUAUAAAGAAGAGAACAUUCACGACGUAUGGAGCAAACUUCCUGAGACGCAACCCGAGUUUCGCAAUUGCGACGACAAGUCAAGCAAGGAACCCGUAGAGAAAUGCCUGCAUAUCUGCAACAAAACUCAUUCAGUUGGAAAGUAUGGACUUUUUUUGGGAAUAUACCUGGAUCAUAAUCCCUGCAAGUUCAAAACUGGGCCCGGCCGGUGCAGAAGUGGACUGUGUAUUGAUGAAAAAAUUGGCCAGUUGUAUCCCAUCGAAAAUUGA
Molecule: messenger RNA, 540 nt
Organism: Ixodes scapularis (black-legged tick)
Lineage: Eukaryota; Metazoa; Arthropoda; Arachnida; Ixodida; Ixodidae
Exons: 7
Coding region: 1-540 (179 amino acids)
Source: RefSeq, a predicted model, not a curated record